AUGAUUGAAUUAAUUUCUAAUUCUAGUCAUGAUUGGUUAUCAUGUUAUAUAAUUAAACUUAAUAUUACUGAUCAAGAUAGUUUAGAUUUGGAAAUCAAACGGUUCUUGACAACAACAAUUGCCAAUUCACAAUUAACAAUAUUAAUAAUACUCCAACAAGAAGACGAAGAAGGCAACAAAAUCGAGCUUUUAAAUUAUUUACAAUUUGAAAUUUAUAAACAGAGUAGUAAAGAUAUAGUUGUAUCAAUUAUGACCAUACCUAAAGGUUGUGAUUUUUCAAUGUUGCUAUCUUCUCAAUUGAAUCAAAUUGAUGAUAUUAUUAAAGAUAUUCUGAAAUUGGAUUUAUCGAUUGCUUUGGAUGUUGUGAAUAAAGAAAAAUUGAUAUUCUUAAUGUUAAAUAUACCUAAUUUAUUACCAUAUUUAGAACAACAGCAACAACGACAAGACGAUCAGUUUACUAUUGAAGAACUUUUCCAGAAUUUUGUCAAACAUCACAAUUCAAUUAAGAAUAUCUUGCUAUCAAAUGAGCUAAGAGAAUGGCACCAUCAACUUUCAAAGGAUAUACGUAGAUGA
This is a messenger RNA of Candida dubliniensis CD36, 573 nucleotides long. RefSeq lists its product as uncharacterized. NCBI's taxonomy places the organism in Eukaryota, Fungi, Ascomycota, Pichiomycetes, Serinales, Debaryomycetaceae. The record is from RefSeq and is a predicted model, not a curated record. Bases 1 to 573 code for a protein of 190 amino acids. The transcript has a single exon.